GUACCAUCUGCCGGUUGAAUGAUGUUGUUUGUCUCAGUCCUCGUGUUUUGUAUGAGUGCAGUGUUUACUGCACCAACUUUAGACCAGCAGUUAAAUGACCACUGGCACCUUUGGAAGAGCUGGCAUGAAAAAAGUUAUCAUGAGAAAGAAGAGGGCUGGAGGAGAAUGGUAUGGGAGAAGAACUUCAGAAAAAUUGAGCUACAUAACCUUGAACAUUCUAUGGGCAAACACAGCUAUCGACUUGGCAUGAACCAGUUUGGGGACAUGACAAAUGAGGAGUUCAGGCAGGUGGUGAAUGGUUACAAUCAGAACCCCAGCCGGAAAUCACAAGGCUCUUUGUUCAUGGAGCCCAGCUAUUUUGAGGCCCCCAAACAGGUUGACUGGAGAGAGAAGGGCUAUGUCACUCCUGUCAAAGACCAGCGGAGGUGUGGAUCUUGCUGGGCUUUUAGCUCUACGGGGGCCUUGGAGGGCCAGCUGUUUCGUAAAACUGGUAAGCUGGUUUCUCUGAGCGAGCAGAAUUUGAUGGACUGCUCCAGGCCGGAGGGCAAUCAAGGCUGCAAUGGAGGACUCAUGGACCAGGCCUUCCAAUAUGUUAAGGACAAUAAUGGGAUUGAUUCUGAGGAGUCGUAUCCAUACCUUGCAACAGAUGAUCAGUGCCACUAUGACCCUAGUUACAGCGCUGCUAAUGACACUGGUUUUGUGGACAUUCCCAGUGGUAAAGAGCAUGCUCUGAUGAAAGCUGUUGCUUCUGUUGGUCCAGUUGCCGUUGCUAUUGAUGCUGCUCAUGAAUCAUUUCAAUUCUACCAGUCUGGCAUCUAUUAUGAGAAGGAGUGCAGCAGUGAAGACCUUGACCAUGGAGUGUUGGUAGUUGGUUAUGGAUAUGAAGGUGCUGAUGUGCCUGGGAAGAGAUAUUGGAUUGUGAAGAACAGCUGGACUGAGAAGUGGGGAAACAAAGGCUACAUCUACAUGGCUAAAGAUAGAAGGAAUCAUUGUGGUAUUGCGACAUCUGCCAGCUAUCCACUCAUGUAAUGCUACUGAACUGUUCUCAGCAUUCUGGAUGCACUACAUGACUUUUUUUAUCCUAUCCUACUUGAAUUGUUUUAAUUGUUUAACCUUGCUUUUUUAUACCCGUUUUAAUUCAA
Molecule: messenger RNA, 1142 nt
Organism: Paramisgurnus dabryanus
Lineage: Eukaryota; Metazoa; Chordata; Actinopteri; Cypriniformes; Cobitidae
Gene: ctsll
Product: cathepsin L, like
Biological process (GO): proteolysis
Molecular function (GO): cysteine-type peptidase activity
Source: RefSeq, a predicted model, not a curated record